Molecule: messenger RNA, 949 nt
Organism: Cetraspora pellucida
Lineage: Eukaryota; Fungi; Glomeromycota; Glomeromycetes; Diversisporales; Gigasporaceae
Source: the annotation of a GenBank genome assembly
UGAAAAGGAAGCAGCUUACAAUUGGGCUCUAACACAUGUUUUAAGGUUGUUUGAUGAGAUAGAGAAACCUGCAGUCAUUGUAACUGAUAGAGAACUGGCUCUUAUGAAAGCACUCAAAACAGAGGAUGAAUGGCAAGAUUUUCUUGCAAGGUGGAAUGAUAUUAUUCGAUCGAAUACAGAAGACGAAUUUGAUGAAAAAUGGAGGAACCUGGAUACCAUGGAAAGAAAGAUUCGUGAAAGCUUGGCAAAUGCAUUACUUCAUCUAGGAACAACUACAACUUCACGCAUUGAAGGUUCACAUGCAACCCUAAAAUCAUAUUUGCAGAUGUCUACAGAAGACCUUCAUCAUGUUCAUACAAAAAUAUCAUUGGCAGUAACCAACCAAAGAAAAGAGUUCGAUGCCAUGAUUAUGUCAGAACACAUUCGUGUCCCAGUUUUUGCUACUAACAAUUCUUUUUAUGCAAAUAUUAAGGCUAAAGUAUCAUCCUUCACACUCAAGAAGAUAAAUAAGCAGUAUCAGAAAGCAAAACAUGCUACCGCCCAAGAGCCCUUACUACCAUGUACUGGAACCUUUUCAAAAACAUUGGGGCUGCCAUGUGCCCAUUUUAUUCAACAUUUAGGUGAUCAAAGCCUAAUUCUUAAUGAAAUCCAUAAGCAUUGGUGGAUCCCAGGAAGCUUACUGGCGCCACAAAUUAAUGAAAAUAGUUCUUAUCAGGAAGAUCCACUACAACUGCUUUUGCAAGAUCUACAACAAAAGUAUCAAGAGUGGCCAGAGUUCCAGCAAUUAACAACACGAGAUGCAUUAAAAAACAUAAUAGAUAAACCAGUAAUGACCUUACAAAAUCCAAAGAUAGUUCGUACCAAAGGACAUCCUUCUGGAGCUCUUAAUAAACGACAAGCUAAUUCUACUAGAAGAGACCCUUUCAGUUUUGAAUUGGUAGAUAAUAAA